Messenger RNA from Ceratitis capitata (Mediterranean fruit fly), 1542 nucleotides. RefSeq names its product V-type proton ATPase 16 kDa proteolipid subunit (gene Vha16-1). Gene Ontology annotation, biological process: proton transmembrane transport. Gene Ontology annotation, cellular component: proton-transporting V-type ATPase, V0 domain. The record is from RefSeq and is a predicted model, not a curated record. Gene Ontology annotation, molecular function: proton-transporting ATPase activity, rotational mechanism. The transcript is spliced from 4 exons. Lineage: Eukaryota; Metazoa; Arthropoda; Insecta; Diptera; Tephritidae. Bases 213 to 689 code for a protein of 158 amino acids.
AGCAGCGAGUUGAUCAGCGGCGGAGUUUGGCGUUUAGUGAAGAAAUUAAAAUCACUCACAGUGUUGUCAGCGACCGAACCGACCAGUUCUAGUUCGAACUCCUACGCUCUAGCAGGAAAUUACCAGUCAAGACCCAAGAAAGGCCAAAAGCUAACCACAAGUUAGUCAAAAAACUUACAAAACACCCCGCACAUACACAACAAAACAGAAUCAUGUCUGAUGCACAGAGCGAUAACCCAAUCUACGGACCCUUCUUUGGCGUCAUGGGAGCAGCCUCAGCCAUCAUUUUCAGUGCUCUGGGAGCCGCCUAUGGUACCGCUAAGUCAGGAACUGGUAUCGCUGCUAUGUCAGUGAUGCGACCAGAAUUGAUCAUGAAAUCCAUCAUUCCCGUUGUCAUGGCUGGUAUUAUUGCCAUUUACGGUUUGGUCGUAGCUGUCCUUAUUGCUGGUGCUUUGGAAGACCCCACAACAUACACCUUGUACAAGGGUUUCAUUCAUUUGGGUGCCGGUUUGUCGGUAGGUUUCUCUGGUUUAGCGGCAGGUUUUGCGAUCGGUAUUGUUGGUGAUGCUGGUGUAAGAGGUACAGCACAACAGCCGCGUCUGUUCGUCGGUAUGAUUUUGAUUCUCAUUUUCGCUGAAGUAUUGGGUCUGUACGGUCUUAUUGUUGCCAUUUACUUGUACACAAAAUAAAUUUAUUCAACAAUUACAACCGCAAAUCCAACAUCCACAUCAAUUAAAACUAAAUAUGCAAACAAAUCAACCAACCAAACAAUCAUUAAAAUGCGUCAAGCAACAUUCAUCAAAGAAUUUUGUAAUAGUAUAAACGCAGCAGCAACAGAAAGAACAACAAUAACAAUAACAACAACCAAAGAAAGUAAAGGUGAAAAGAAUCAGCGACAGCAACAAGUACUACAACAACAGCCACAGAUAAACAACAACAUGAUUUUAGCAGCGUUAGCAGAUCUCAAGCAGAAUCGAAUGUGUUGGCUAUAAGAAAAAAAAGCCAAAGCAAAUUGAGAAGAAUGUAUCACAAGCGCGCGGCUGGUUUUUAAGAUCGAAAUAUUCCUAACGUCGAAGAAAGAAUAUUGGUUGGGACAGUUGAAUUGUUGCGAGACAAGUAAUUGCGCUAUCACAGCUCCCAACAUUUUCCACAUGCGUCAAGCCGAAAACUUUUUCGUCUAUAUGUAUGUCUAUCUAUAUUGUAUGUACAUAUAACCCAGCUUUAUUCUAUUUAUGUUAUGUUACUUUAUGAUUUUUUAUUUAUUUUCGGGGAACUAAGACCAUUAUCGAUAACAAAAACAAAAAAAUCCUACAAUCUAUAUUUGUAUAUACAUAAAGUAACCUAAUGUUAAACUAAAAAAGAAAGAGUCUGGGUUUCUUUUUUCGCCAUGAAGAAAAUGAUGAUCAGAAAAUAACUACGGGAAUGAUAUUAAUAUCUCAAAAACUUUUGCACAUCGGAGAUAGAUCGCAACAAACGUCGCUGCCAACAUUUUUGUGUAGUUAACCUAUUUUGUUGAAAAAAUGUUUUUGCUGUGAAAUUUAA